CGACGACGACGACGCCUCAUGAAGAAGCAGCACCCGCAUGCAGGGAGCGACAAGCACACGGUCGACGCCGCCGCCAUGAGCUGGGACGCCUCGCUCGUGCCCCUCGAAGAAGGCUGGCUCGACAAGAUGGACACGACGCUCGCGACGACGGCCGACGCGUUCUUCCACGACCUCGCCUGGUCCGACUCGGCCGACUCGCUCCUUGCGUCGCCGCCGCUCGGCGCCGUCAAGGCCCAUAGUACGUGUGCGAGCCUCACCGAGGCGUUCCAGACGCCGACCAAGGACGGUGCGUUCGCGCUUGGCGGCCGCGCCGACGACGCGUUGCAUCUGUACAACAUCUCGUGCGACGCGCUGUUUGCUUCCUGCGACUUGACGACCGAAUCGCCCCAGACGACGACCGACGCCGAGAGCCCGAGCCGCUUGUGGGGCGGCUGGGUCUGGGACGACCAGCGCGUCUUUUUCAGGCCAUGAAGGCCAAGUGGACGGCGCGCGACGGUCUGCAGAAGCGCUGGGACCAGCUCAGCAAGAAGAUCCCGACCAAGACCGUGGCCCAGAUCGAGGCUUUUUUCACUGCCAUUGUCGCGCACGUGCGGUCGCUGCUCAUGUUUGGCCAAGUGGCCAUGGACGCCAACCAGCCCGACGAAGUGCGCUUGGCGCUCAUCUGCUGGUACCGCCUCUUUGCGUCGUCGCCCAUGAGCGGCGCCGACCUCGAGAACCCGUCCCAGAAACGCGCAAUCGUCCACCGCUUGACCACGUCGUUUCUCAAGAGCCGCAAGCAGAUGAUCGCGGCCAAGUCGGCGAAAAAGAAGACCGCCAAAGAGCUCGCAUCCCCGGGUGCAGCAACCACAGUGCCUCUGACGACGACGACAACGCCCGUCCACCACCCGUUGGUGCGGAAGAAGCGAGCGUUGCCGCUGCCAACGGUUGAGACGCCCGAGAAGCGGGUCCGACACGUCCCGAGCCGGGAGUCGUCGCCAGCGUCAAGCCCGACGCCCGUGCGCGCGGCCUCGGUGGCGUCGCCUGCGUACGUGUACGACCUCACAACCCCGAGCAAGAAGCGCCAGAUCAAAGUCCGGCUGGUGCCCAUUGACAAGCGCACGCAAGCUGCUGUGAGCCAAACGGGCGCGAUGCCCAAGGUCGAGCUCAAGAUGAGCAGCAGCAAGCGCAUCUCGGACGUGUGCGACCACAUGAUGAAGAAGUGGGCGGCGGUGCUGCCGCUCUUGCCGGCGCGUUCGACGCUGCGGGUCGUACCCCUCGGCGACCGGCUGCACCCUGGCUGGGGCACGCACGACAUAAGCGUCACGUGCCUCGACAUCUUCAGCCAUUGCCGGCAGAUCGCCGCGGACGGCCUCGUAGACACGGUCACGCUCGAGUACCGCUGGGAGAUGGAAGUCAAUGACGAGAAUGCCUCGCCGUCGUUCGUGACGCCCAACAAGACCGAGUACUUGACGCCACAGCGAGUCAAGCUACCGCGGCCCACCAACUUGACGGUCGAGAAGCCGAUUCCGGUGCCUUUAGACUUGGAUUUUCUGCCGUCGCCACACGAAGUGCCAGUGCGGGACCCGCACGACCCGCAGGUCACACUCAACUUUUCGACCGAUUUUAACGGGUUCCUCGACGAAGGCCCGGGCGCGUGCUCGGCGCUCAUGGACUCGCUCGGCGUGCCGCCGUCGGUCGCGACACCGCGCAAGCCCACGAAGCGGAUCACACCGACGCUUGUAACACCACUGUUGCGACUCGAGAUGCCGCCCCCGUCUGUAGUCUAGCCUCAACUUAACCUAUUCCUUGUAAACAUAGCAACCAACAAUUCCGCA
Messenger RNA from Saprolegnia parasitica CBS 223.65, 1814 nucleotides. RefSeq lists its product as hypothetical. Lineage: Eukaryota; Oomycota; Saprolegniomycetes; Saprolegniales; Saprolegniaceae. Bases 468 to 1766 code for a protein of 432 amino acids. The transcript is spliced from 2 exons. The record is from RefSeq and is a predicted model, not a curated record.